Messenger RNA from Ruditapes philippinarum (Manila clam), 2243 nucleotides. RefSeq names its product sodium-dependent proline transporter-like. NCBI's taxonomy places the organism in Eukaryota, Metazoa, Mollusca, Bivalvia, Venerida, Veneridae. Bases 115 to 1971 code for a protein of 618 amino acids. The record is from RefSeq and is a predicted model, not a curated record. Gene Ontology annotation, cellular component: membrane. The transcript is spliced from 14 exons. Gene Ontology annotation, biological process: sodium ion transmembrane transport.
GAUUGCACACGUGUGUUAUGUAACAUUUCUAUAGUCUCUCUAUACAUGCUGUAUGCAUUACUUUUUAGGUUUCAGUGUAGUGACAUUAAGUAGCAUCCAACAGAUAAAAUAAUCAUGGAUGAAGAAAAAAUGGAAGAGUUGGUAAAAUUGGAUAUUAAAGUCGAGAAUGACAUUGAUAAUGAUGAAAGUAGUACGGACAAAGAUACGCUAGAUGAAAGUGGUGAUGCAGACUGGAAUGAAAGGGAAACAUGGGGUGGAAGAUUCGAGUUUCUUCUUUCCCUUGUUGGAUUUACCGUAGGGCUUGGGAAUUUAUGGAGAUUUCCGUAUUUCUGCUACAGGAAUGGCGGAGGAAUCGCCAUUAUUCCAUUUUUCUUGUUUCUGUUGAUAUGUGGCGGUCCACUUUACUACAUAGAAGUAUGUUUGGGUCAGUUCUCCGGGAAGUCUCCCAUUACCGUCUGGAAUAUAUGUCCACUAUUCAAAGGAAUUGGUCUUGUGAUGGUGACUACAUCUUUGAUCUACGUCUGGUAUUUCGGCACGGCGUUUGGCUGGGUAUUCUACUUCCUGUUUAUGUCUUUCUACCCAACCUUACCGUGGAGCACGUGCGAUAAUGCCUGGAAUACAGAAAAUUGUAUAGAUUCAACUACAAACAUUACAGCAAAAUUACAGAAUGUGAGCUUGGGAACACAAUUACGAUCGUCAGGAACGGAAUUCUGGGAACGAAACGUUCUUGGUUUAUCGUCUGGAAUAGAAGAACUUGGAUCAAUACAACUUCACCUUGUCGGGUGUACGUUCCUCGGUUGGCUGCUGGUAUUCCUUUGUCUUGCGAAAGGUGUAAAAUCUUUAGGAAAGGUCGUGUACGUGACGGCAACGUUACCUUAUGUUUUGUUACUGAUAUUACUGGUGCGUGGAGUCACUCUGGACGGGGCUUGGAUUGGUCUGCAGCUUUACGUCAUCCCAGAUUUUAGCAAACUUGCAAACGGAAAGAUGUGGAUAGAGUCGGCAAUACAGUGUUUUUACUCACUGGGUCCGGCAUGGGGUGGUUUGAUUACUAUGGCCAGCUUCAACAAGUUCAACCAUAAUGCCUUAAGGGACACAGUUAUUGCGUGUUGUGCGGACGCUUUCACUGCGUUUUUAGGUGGUAUAGUUGUGUUUUCCGUGCUGGGGUUCUUGUCAAAGGAAACAGGGACAUCUUUAGAUAAACUGCCAUUCUCAGGAGCGGGCUUAGCGUUUAUAGCAUACCCGGAAGCUUUGAGUCGUCUGCCCGCGCCGAACCUUUGGUCCGUGUUAUUCUUUACAACACUUGUUUUGGUUGGAAUUGACACGCAGUUCGGUAUAUUUGAGACAGGAGCCAACGCGUUAAUCGACCUGAAUUACAAGAAGUUCAGUAAAUACCGGCUAUGGAUCUCAGCAAGCCUUGCCUCAGGUCUUUUCCUAUUAGGUCUACCAUUUACUACCUCAGGUGGUUACUAUAUAUUUAUGCUGAUAGACUGGUAUGUGGCUAUGUUUGGUAUUGUAUUCACAGCUCUGCUAGAAUGUGUCGUUGUAGCCUGGAUAUAUGGUGCGGAUCGUUUCUCUGAUGAUAUAGAGAUGAUGACGGGAUCUCGGCCAUCUCAGAUACUCAGACUCAUCUGGUGUUUCUGCAUUCCAACAUUUAUAGGGGGUAUAUUACUUACAACAUUAUCAACAUAUUCAAACUCGACAAUUGGCUAUGAUUACCCGGUGUAUGCCAUAGUUAUAGGAAAUAUAAUAGCCUUUGGACCUUGUAGUUUAAUUUUCAUUAUUGCUAUUGUCCAGCUGAUCAAAGCAAAGGGAACUCUUUAUCAGAGGUUAAGCCACCUGCUUCGACCUGACGAAACAUGGCUGCCCAAUGACAACAAGAAGAGGCAGAUCUAUCGCCAGUUUCCCUAUCGUUAUGAAGAUAGGCUUGAAGGACGCUUGAAAAGAAAUGUGCUUGGUCUCAAACAACAGUGAUAAAUUCCAAAUUUGACAAAUUAUUUCUUUUUCCGUGUCUUAAACCGAUAGUGUAAGCGUCGAAAUGACCUUGAACAAAAAUUCAAUAAAGCGCCGUUAGGACAAACAGCAGCUAUAGUGUUAAAUAAGCGUCUGUUUGACAAGAAGAGCAAAUAACAAGCGUUGGUGUGAUAAAGAAGAUCAAAAUAUGCGUCUGAAUUUACCAAGAUCAAGAAAAAACAAUAAAAUUUAGUUUUAAGAAAUAGAAACUGUUAUCAUACUGUAUCAACAAA